CGAGUGGAGGCGGCGGAACCGGAGCCGGGGGAGGGGGCAGCGGCUGUGUGACGGACCGCGGAGGCACCCGCAGCUCCUCACCGCACCUGGGGAUCAGGUCCAGCUCCUGCAGCACCAGACAGGCCUUGCUGGGCAAGGGCCUCUGAGAAUCCGAGGAGGUGGCUUCCAGAGCUGCAGCAUUCCAAGCAGGCUCCGGUGGAGCAAUCAGAGAAAUAAGGAGACCAGUGCCGGUCCAGUGGCUGUAAUGGGAAAAGAUUAUUAUAAGAUUCUUGGGAUCCCAUCUGGGGCCAACGAGGAUGAGAUCAAGAAAGCCUAUAGGAAGAUGGCCUUGAAGUACCACCCAGACAAGAACAAAGAACCCAAUGCUGAAGAGAAGUUUAAGGAGAUUGCAGAAGCCUAUGAUGUGCUGAGUGACCCUAAGAAACGGAGCCUCUAUGACCAGUACGGGGAGGAAGGCCUGAAGACCGGCAGUGGUACGUCAGGUGGCUCCAGUGGCUCCUUUCACUACACCUUUCAUGGGGACCCCCAUGCCACCUUUGCCUCCUUCUUUGGUGGCUCCAACCCCUUCGAUAUCUUCUUUGCCAGCAGCCGCUCCACUCGGCCCUUUAGUGGCUUUGAUCCAGAUGACAUGGAUGUGGAUGAAGAUGAGGACCCAUUUGGUGCCUUUGGUCGUUUUGGCUUCAAUGGGCUUAGUAGGGGUCCAAGGAGAGCCCCAGAACCACUAUACCCCCGGCGCAAGGUGCAGGACCCACCUGUGGUGCAUGAGCUGCGGGUGUCCCUGGAAGAGAUCUACCAUGGCUCCACCAAACGCAUGAAGAUCACUAGACGGCGCCUCAACCCUGAUGGGCGAACUGUACGCACUGAGGAUAAAAUCCUGCACAUCGUCAUCAAGCGUGGCUGGAAGGAAGGCACCAAGAUCACCUUCCCCAAAGAGGGUGAUGCCACUCCUGACAACAUCCCUGCUGACAUUGUCUUCGUACUCAAAGACAAGCCCCAUGCACAUUUCCGCCGAGAUGGCACCAAUGUGCUCUACAGUGCCCUGAUCAGCCUCAAAGAGGCACUGUGUGGCUGCACCGUGAACAUUCCCACCAUUGAUGGCCGAGUGAUCCCUUUGCCCUGUAAUGAUGUCAUCAAGCCAGGCACCGUGAAGAGACUCCGUGGGGAAGGCCUUCCCUUCCCCAAGGUGCCCACUCAGCGGGGAGACCUCAUUGUGGAAUUCAAAGUUCGUUUCCCAGACAGAUUAACACCACAGACACGACAGAUCCUGAAGCAGCACCUACCCUGUUCCUAGGCUCUGCCCCAGCUAGUUCAGAGUCUACCACAGCAAUACCCCACACUCACCCCACCCGAUGUGCACCCAGCUUGAUGUCCACUGGACACUGGCAACUUUUUCUAAAAUGCAAAAAAACCACUGGUUUUCAGGAAAAUGUUCCUAUUCCUGACCCCUUUCAGAGCUGGGCUGCUUUGGGGGAGUGGGAGGGAGGUGGGGAGAGCUAGCCCAGGCCAGGGGUCAAUUUUCAUGUCACUAGCUUUGAAUCCAGUUCCCACUUCAGUGGCUGGAGAGUGACUUGAGUGCUACUUGAAGAUGUAGAUUCCUUGUCCAUGCCUGUAAAUAGCAUGUCCUCUUUCCCCUCUUGGCCUUGCUAAUCCCUUUCCUCUCCCUUCCCUUUGGUUUCCUCCUGCUGGGGGAGGAAGAGGAUAGAAAGGAUACUGCUUUCAUUCUCCCACUCCCAGGUCCAUAGUGUCCAAGGUUAUCACACACAUAUUCAUGCACAUGAAGCCCUUGAGCGUCUGUGCCUCUCCAGGAGAUAGAGAGGACAGGAGAUAGGAAGGGACAGUCUGCAAACCAUGAACAGGGCCAUUGAGCACAAGACACUUUUCAUUUGGGACAGGGAGGUGAACCGGCCCUCAGCAGCCUCCUGACAGCUGCUCAGGCUACACUUCACAGAGCUGGAAGUUCUGUCCUUACAGCUGCUUUGAGGAGUGUUCAAGGGCAGAGGGAAAGAAGAAGAGGGGUCUAAGGUAUGAAGCUAAGAGGUGGUGCAGGGCCCAUCUCCCAGCCUUCAUCAGGAAGGGAAAGAGCUUUGGGGUCAGGUGGCAGCUAUUUCCCACCAAGAGAUUCAGGGUCACAUGUUUCUCCCCACACCUCUGAACUCAGGGCCUAGCCACCCCAAACUUCCAAAUCCCACUUUUAUGAUAUGUGAAGCUACUUAUUUCUUAUCCUUCUUGGAGGCUGUGUGGGGAAUUUCCAGCCCUUUUAUGCCUAUGUGACCCCACCCCACUCCCACAGUUGUAUAAAAAUCAAAUAGUGAAGGAGCUGGGAGAAGACUGCUUUAGCCAGUCCUGGGGUGGGGUCUUUAGGUUUUCUCACUUUGACAAGCCCCUGAAUGUUUUUAUAGUAGUUUUUUUUGUAUUUUUUUGUAAUGACAGUAUUAUGGAAAAAAAUAAAAUAUUUUAAAAAUAUGGCCUCUGAGCAGGAACAACUAACCUGAGAUGGGGACAGGUGUGCAGUGCUACUGUCAACCUCCCUUCAGGGUCCAGGCCACCUUUGAGAAGCCCAAGCAGGCCCUUGAUAAAAGCUGAGGAUUAUUCCUUCCUUUCUCUAAACUCAGACUCUUCGGAUUUCUAAAACAGGUACCCAAACAUAAGAAAGAUAGAAGAUACCACUCAGGUAUUAGAAGAAUCAGACAAUUUGGGAAGAAAAAAAAAUCCCUGGUCAUAAGAAACAGGGACCAUCCUCUUUUGAAAAUAUAUUAAUAUGAUAUUGAAUAGAUUUUCUUCUCUUGUCUAAAAUUUCUGUGAAUUUGAGGAAUUUUCUUCCUAGGAGGGGAUGGAGGAGAACUUUGUAGCUGACCAAAAGAGAGACAUCUCCAGAGACCAAGAUCAGGCAACAGAAAGGGUAGCUAGAGGUUCCUGGAAUCCUUGGCCAGAGCUGGCAGAGCCUGGGUUGGGGACAUGGGCCCCAUGGGAGGCACUGAUCAUAGUUGCUGAUCCUUGCACCUCACAAUUUUCUAGUGAUAUCUGUUCUGGUAUCUGACCUGCUGAUUCCUGCUGAGACAACUCUGGCUCUCAAAACCUGAGUGACCUUUGUGAUGAUGUCCCUGUCCUUUCCCUUGGGUCUGGGUAGGAAGGACCCCUGGGGCUGCAGAAUGCCCAUCCACAGGAGCUGUCUGGGCCUGGACUUCCUCCUAUGACUGUCCUUCCUCCAAGUGUGAUGCCUGCAUUCCCAGAAUCAGACCCAGGACAGUUAGGUUCUCCUGAGCUCAGUGUCCCCAGUGUCAUGAAGGCAGUGUCGUCUGCAGCUGAGCCUGGCCCUGCACAGCAGUGGACACUGACUGGGCUUUACUGUGGCCUUGCUGCCUCACCUUUCAUCCCAGGACAGAGUCACUGAAAAAGGCUCCUCAUCCUUUUAUAUGAACUAUUUUUGCCACAGGCUGUUCCUCAUAGUGCAGAAGAAAACCAAGGGGUCUUGCUCACAAGGGUGUCUCCUAAUCCCCUGGCCUGAGCAGGGACACCCCAAUCCUGCAUCCCCUACUUCAUGCUCUUCUGCUCUGUGGCUCCUAGGGUAGUCCUUCUCUUUAUUCAAGGCUACAUUCUGGUCCUGGCUCUUUCUGGAGGCCUGAAGUUUUGGAAUCUGGGUCCACUAAGCCAGACUUCUCCCUCUGACCCUCAUAUGGAAACACAGGACCUGGGAAAUUUUCAUGUCUUCAUGGAGCAACACUGGGAAUGGGAUUAGGAGACCCUAGAAAUCAGGUUAUCUGAAGUAAGGGGCACUCGAGGAGAAUGCCUUGAGGCCAGCUCUACAGCUCUACCUGCAAAUUGAACUUAGAGGCUGUGUGGGAUUUACUGGUCCGUUAAUAUUUGUGUAACCCACAUACACACACAUAUACACAGAGCUGUAGAGAAGUCAAGAUAGUAAAGAAGAUGUGGCAGGGGAAUGGGCUUACUCUUUAAACCCCUUUAUUAAGUUUUCUCACACAAGUCCCUGAAUAUUUUAGAUUUUUUUGUGUAAUUUUCUAAUGACAGAACUAUAAAAAUUAUUUGUUCAUUUUG
Sciurus carolinensis (gray squirrel) is the source of this 4053-nucleotide messenger RNA. It is a transcript of the gene Dnajb5, whose product is annotated as DnaJ heat shock protein family (Hsp40) member B5. The record is from RefSeq and is a predicted model, not a curated record. Gene Ontology annotation, molecular function: protein-folding chaperone binding. Gene Ontology annotation, cellular component: cytosol. The coding region runs from base 245 to 1291 and encodes 348 amino acids. Gene Ontology annotation, biological process: negative regulation of transcription by RNA polymerase II. NCBI's taxonomy places the organism in Eukaryota, Metazoa, Chordata, Mammalia, Rodentia, Sciuridae. The transcript is spliced from 5 exons.